AUGGCUUUGCGAAUAACACAACGAACAUGGCUCGUGAUUGUCAUCAUUGCCUUCAUGACGACAGUGGUCCACACAGAGUCUGGCGUUUCUGGCGAUAUACCAGAUGAUGUCGUGUACACUGAUUUACACAAAACUGUACGAAUUGGAGACAGUGUUGUCCUGACAUGUCAGUUUCGAGGGACACCUUUAGCUGUCUACUGGAAGAAAGGAGAUGACCCAAGAACAGCACCAAACCUCGUUUCAUGGAUUCCUACCGAUGAUGUGACAGGAUUAUGUGAAGGUGAAAGGCCUUGUCAAGUCAUGGAGAUGAACGAAGAUCGUUCGUUGGCUAUCAAGGAAGUCAGCAUAGCAGAAGAAGGUCGAUACAUCUGCAGAGUUUCGAGCUACAGGGGGAUACUGAUUCAUAACUUUACAGACAUCAGGUUAUUUUCUAUCCCAGAAGAACCCUACCCAAUCAUUAAACAAUGUGCCAACGACUCUUCCCAGAUUUGCAGUAUUUCAGCAAGUGAGUCCAUCACAAUCACCUGCUUGGCUACUAGCUUCUAUCCUGACCUAGACUUGUUCUUUCUACAUGGGUCUCAAAAGAUGAAGGACAUUGGAAGUACUGAAUUGACGAAUCAUGAUGGGACGAAAAACAAAUCAAUAUCCAUAAAAGCUUCAGCCAGUAAUACACCAUACAUCUGUGUUGCGUCAGAUAUUCCUGGAUCGAAAGACCAGAGAGCUGCGACGAUAAUGGUAAACUCACCUAUGAUUUCACCAACCAGAGGCAAUGAAGGAUUCCCCGCUCCAUCUUCAACGAAUGCGGGGACCAUGGAAAAAACUCCUGACACCAUGGAACUAACUCCUAGAAGCAUGGAAAUAACUCCUGGAACCAUGGAAAUAACUCCUGGGAAAAGAACCACCAAAAUCGGUAAUGCUUAA
Messenger RNA from Strongylocentrotus purpuratus (purple sea urchin), 921 nucleotides. RefSeq lists its product as uncharacterized. The transcript has 3 exons. Gene Ontology annotation, cellular component: plasma membrane. Bases 1 to 921 code for a protein of 306 amino acids. NCBI's taxonomy places the organism in Eukaryota, Metazoa, Echinodermata, Echinoidea, Camarodonta, Strongylocentrotidae. The record is from RefSeq and is a predicted model, not a curated record.